CCGCCUAUCUCGCCCCCCAGCGCACAUGCGCGGCCGCCAUGUUGCCGCCGCCCGUGACCACAGAUUCAGAAUAGUCUAUGGAAUUGAAGAAAAAAGACUGGCUGUAAAUAUUUUGUUAGUUGAUACUCGUCAAACAUGAGUGCCGAAAGAGAGGCAGAAGCGCCAGAAGACAUAUUGGAAUCUAUAGACGAGCUGAAGGACCGGUUGUCGUCGAUGAAGCGGAUGAUGGAGGAGCGCAAGGCGGCUGGCACGGGCACCAAGGACCUGUUCCAGGGGCAGGCGCGCAGCCUGCAGGGCACCACCAUGAUCGACGGCAACUUCCUUAGCUUCGUGUUCGGAGGCUCCCUCAUCGUCAUCAUCAGCGUCUCCGUAUACGCUUUCUACAACCUCUACUACGCGGUCCUAAAGAAGUUCCCCUCUCCACACACAGAACUCUAACACGUGAUAUCCACAUAGGAAUGUCUACCUUGUUGUAAUUAAGAUAUUAAAUAUUGAUCGCAAUAACUGUGGCUGCCAAAUAGAAUUUUUUA
Molecule: messenger RNA, 530 nt
Organism: Pectinophora gossypiella (pink bollworm)
Lineage: Eukaryota; Metazoa; Arthropoda; Insecta; Lepidoptera; Gelechiidae
Exons: 2
Coding region: 136-438 (100 amino acids)
Source: RefSeq, a predicted model, not a curated record